Messenger RNA from Schizophyllum commune H4-8, 1350 nucleotides. RefSeq names its product nucleotide-binding domain-containing protein. NCBI's taxonomy places the organism in Eukaryota, Fungi, Basidiomycota, Agaricomycetes, Agaricales, Schizophyllaceae. Bases 131 to 1231 code for a protein of 366 amino acids. The record is from RefSeq and is a predicted model, not a curated record. Gene Ontology annotation, molecular function: D-amino-acid oxidase activity; FAD binding. The transcript has 3 exons.
CGAACUUGACCUACAUGGUCUGAACCAGACCUGAUUGAACGUACGCCAUGGCCAGAGGCGGUAUUCGUUCGGGCUCUUCACUACUGAUAACACGCAAAGGUUUUCUCUUCCUGUUUCUCUCUUUUCCAGAAUGUCUGUCUCCCCUCCUCAUGUUGUCGUUUGCGGUAGCGGCAUAAUAGGGUUGACCACAGCUAUUCGUCUACUGGAGGCCGGUUAUCAAGUCACUGUCAUCGCAAAAGACUUGCCUGGAGAUCCACUCCAUCCUACCUACGCCUCGUCUGCCGCCGGCGCUCACCAUCUCUCUUUCGCUGACGAUGAAGAUCUCAGGCAACAGGCCUGGGACCAGCGCACAUUCGAUGUCAUGAUGGCAGAAGAGAUUGCGGAGGGAGAUGCCAGUGCGAUACUGAGGCUUCGCCAAGUGGAAUACUAUGCGACGGAAGGACAGACACACAUCAAGUUCUUCGAGCAGCUACCAGACUUCCGCAUACACGACAAGAAUGAGCUGCCGCCCUUUGCGGUGCAUGCCGUAUCGUUCACGUCGCUCACCAUGGACACCGGUCCAUACCUUGCCAAACUCGUUCGCCGUUUGGAGAGCCUUGGUGGCUCUCUACGACGCGCGACAUUAGCAUCGCUUGCCGACGCUACAAUUAUCUGUGACCAGGUGUCUGCCGUCAUCAAUUGCACUGCACUUGGCUCUGCCUUGCUUGCAGAUGUGAAAGAUCCUGGCGUGCAUCCACUUCGUGGGCAGGUAGUCGUGCUCAACGCCCCCUGGUGUCGGGCAGAGGGACGCACUCUGCAGGUCGGAGCGCUCUCAGCGGAUGGAGGCGAGGGAGGCGAGCGUACGUAUAUAAUACCGCGUCGGAGUGGGCAGGUUGUCAUCGGUGGUACACGGGAAGCGAAUGAUUGGCUCGUAGAACCUCGUCCGGAAACAACGGAAGACAUCAAGCGCCGUGCGCUGAUUCUCUACCCUGAGCUGGUACCCGAGAAUCGUCGUAUCCUCGGGAAAGAUGCCGUCCCAGCUGAUCUUGAUGACAUCGUCCUACGAGUCGUCGUAGGUUUCCGCCCUGCGAGGACAGGAGGUACAAGGCUGGAGCGCGGAGAGGACAUCACGUACGGGCCGCAGGGGAGGAGGAUCCCUGUUGUGCACAAUUAUGGACAUUCGGGAGCAGGCUGGCAGAGUUGCUGGGGCUGUGCGGAGGACGCGGUUGAUAUUAUCAAGCAAACAGUGUAAUCUAGACUUGGCCUCCUUUGUCUAGACGACGGUGAGCGCGUAUAGCCAAGGUCAUGGUCAAUGUGAGCUCAUUCAAGCAUAGCGCUCUUCGUCGGGUUACCACUUUAUCACAGUAUAUA